Messenger RNA from Ziziphus jujuba (common jujube), 1817 nucleotides. RefSeq names its product putative syntaxin-131. Gene Ontology annotation, biological process: exocytosis; vesicle fusion; intracellular protein transport. NCBI's taxonomy places the organism in Eukaryota, Viridiplantae, Streptophyta, Magnoliopsida, Rosales, Rhamnaceae. The coding region runs from base 792 to 1628 and encodes 278 amino acids. The transcript is spliced from 13 exons. Gene Ontology annotation, cellular component: endomembrane system; SNARE complex; plasma membrane. Gene Ontology annotation, molecular function: SNARE binding; SNAP receptor activity. The record is from RefSeq and is a predicted model, not a curated record.
CUGGAUUUCAUGUCCCAUAAAGAAAAAUUAACUCCCUCCUGAAUCAUUGCAUGGGUUGUGAUGAAUCGUUGCCUUUUUUGUUGGUUUUAAGAUGACCCAUGAUUUUGUUGAUGUGAGAGACUUUAGAAUAAUUUUAGUUAUUGACUAAUCUGAAAUAUGGAAAUUAAUAAAAUACCUGCUUGUUUAUGAAUGCUUUUUUUCCCUUUUAGGUAAAAAAAAUAAAUGAGAGAAAUACUUACCAAAUUAAGCUGAUAAAGUUGAAAGAUUUAUGGGAACUGACCAUGUUAAAUAAUGAAGUUGGCAAGUAAAAAGUCUAUGUUGUGUAUUAGUGUUGGCUUAGAACAACAUUGUGAGUUUACAACUUCUUGUUUUUUAAAAAAUUGUGUUUGGAGCCAGUACCUAUCAUAAAUGAAGAAGAUAAGCAAUCGAAAGCCCUUAUGCAUAAUACCCAGGUGAGGUCCUUGGAAGUUUGAGCUGAGGAGGAUGGGAAGGGAUGGAACCUUUCUACAAGGAAUUCGUUAGAUUUUCAAAUCGUUUUGCUUGGCCAUUAUGGUCUCCUGUGGUGCAAACUUUCCUUAGAAAUCGAUUGGUUUUUAGAUUAUCCCAAAGUUAGCUUUGUUCUCAUUGAUCAUUGCAAAACAAGAUGCGGUAAUUGUUAGAGUAGGAAAAGAAAGAAAAAAAGCAUCAAGAACUCAAUUAGGGACAAUCAGUGUACUGCUCAUUUAUUUUGGGAUUCUUUCGAGAUCCCUCGGGGUCAAGCUUUUAGUGAUAUUGAACUAGGAGCGUAUUCUAUGAAUUCAGGAGAGAUGCAGUUGGAUAAUUUCUUCAAAAAGGUUCAAGAGAUCGAGAAACAAUAUGAGAAGUUAGAUAAGCUGCUGAGAAAGCUCCAGGAUGCGCAUGAGGAAUCCAAGGCUGUAACUAAGGCUCCUGCAAUGAAAGCAAUAAAGAAUCGAAUGGAACGCGAUGCCGAUGAAGUUAAAAAAGUUUCUCUAUUUGUGAAGUCAAAAAUUGAAGAGCUUGACAGAGAGAAUUUAGCAAAUAGGCAGAAGCCUGGGUGUGGAAAAGGUACAGGUGUGGAUCGAUCCAGAACAUCGACGACUCUUGCCUUGAAAAAGAAAUUGAAGGACAAGAUGGCUGAUUUUCAGACCCUGAGGCAAAACAUCCAACAAGAGUAUCGGGAAGUUGUUGAGAGGCGUGUUUUUACAGUAACUGGCAACAGAGCUGAUGAAAAGACGAUUGACAGAUUAAUUGAGACUGGGGAUAGCGAACAAAUAUUCCAGAAGGCAAUUCAGGAACAAGGGCGAGGCCAGAUAAUGGACACUCUAGCAGAAAUUCAAGAGCGCCACACUGCUGUUAGAGAUGUUGAGAGGAAACUUCUUGAUUUGCAGCAGAUAUUUUUGGAUAUGGCGGUGCUGGUGGAAGCUCAAGGGGACUUGCUCGAUAACAUAGAAUCACAGGUUUCGAGUGCUGUCGAUCAUGUACAGCAAGGAAACACUGCUUUAAAUAAGGCCAAGAAGCUACAGAAGAAUUCAAGGAAGUGGAUGUGCUUUGCUAUCCUCAUCCUUCUCAUUAUAGUCAUAAUCAUAGUCGUCACUGUGAUCAAGCCAUGGAGCAAAGGUGGAGCUUAGCUCAACAAAAUUGUAAGAUAAUAAUAUACUGGAUACAGCCAUUAAUCUUCUUGUGGUCCAAAGCAUCUAACAAUUCUUUUGUAUCAGUGCUCCAUUAACAAAUCCGGCUUUUUACAGCUCUUGUAUAACGAUGUUACAAUCAUAGCCGAAAUUAACAUAUAUAUAUAUAUAUAUAUAUACUAAUAUACA